GCUACGACGUGGACAAGAAGAAGAUCGGUGAAGGGUCCUACGGAACUGUCUGCGUCUGCGUCAACAAGGCGACGAAGCAGAAACGGGCGGUGAAAGCUCUUAGCAAGACACAGAUGAAGAACAUCGAGAAGUUCAAGGAAGAGAUCCGGAUCAUGACGAUCAUGGACCACCCGAACAUCAUCAAGCUCUACGAAACGUUCGAGGACAAGGUCAAAGUCUACCUCGUGAUGGAGCUCUGCACCGGCGGGGAGCUCUUCGACCGUAUCAUUGAGCUGGGCCACUUUACGGAG
Symbiodinium necroappetens is the source of this 290-nucleotide messenger RNA. The record is from the annotation of a GenBank genome assembly. Lineage: Eukaryota; Dinophyceae; Suessiales; Symbiodiniaceae.